This is a messenger RNA of Belonocnema kinseyi, 1359 nucleotides long. RefSeq names its product neprilysin-2-like. Gene Ontology annotation, cellular component: plasma membrane. Gene Ontology annotation, molecular function: metalloendopeptidase activity. The record is from RefSeq and is a predicted model, not a curated record. The transcript has 6 exons. Gene Ontology annotation, biological process: protein processing. Bases 1 to 1359 code for a protein of 452 amino acids. NCBI's taxonomy places the organism in Eukaryota, Metazoa, Arthropoda, Insecta, Hymenoptera, Cynipidae.
AUGGGUGGCUGGCCUCUGCUUGAAGGAGACUCGUGGAUAGCGCAAAAAUAUGAUUGGGAACAGGCAGCUUAUGGCAUGGUGAAUGAGAGAUUGAUAACGGAUAGCUUCUUCACCUUCGAUAUAGUCACAGAUUUUAAAAAUAGUGCGAAGAAUGUUUUGGGUAUCGACCAACCAAUGCUCCAUGUUGAUCGCGGAGCUUUAGUAAAAGGGUUCAGUAAUAAGUACGUCCAAGAAUACUUUCAUCAUAUGGUUGGCAUGGCUGUAACAUAUGGUGCAAAUAAAGCUAGAGCAGAAAAAGAAUUAAGGCAUGUUCUCGACUUCGAAAUAAACUUCGCCACUAUUACCCUGAGUGAAGAAGAAAGACGCAAUCAAACAGCUCUCGAAAACCUAAUGAGCGUAAAAAAUUUAACAACAACAUAUCCGUUUGUUCACUGGAAGAAAUAUUUCAAUACAAUUCUCAAAUCGGCAUUCGUAAUUGGUGAUGAUGAAAUAAUAAAAGUGAGCGUGCCUACUUUUCUCGAAAAAUUGGGCAAAUUGAUGCAGAAAACUCAAAAAAGUGUGCUGGCUAAUUACCUCGUUUGGCAAGUACUUCAAGGUCAACUUCAAGGUUCAUUCUCCGAAGAAGAAUGCGUCGAUAUGACAUCUGAAUAUCUAUCUUUGAAUUCUGGGGCUAUAUAUGUCAGGAAAUACUUUACAUCAGAAUCGAAGAAAAGUGCAGAAGAAUUGGCAGUCAAUAUUGAACAGCAGUUCAUGAAAAUGCUAAAAAAGGUUGAUUGGAUGGACGAAAAAACCAAGACGAGUGCUUUGGCUAAAAUAAAAUCUAUGAAAAACGUCAUUGGAUAUCCUGACGAAAUUCUCCAUGACAAAAAUGUUGACGAAUAUUUCAAGACAUUGGAAAUAACUCCGAAUGAUUUAGUUCAAGCAAACGCAAACCUGAGCAUUUUUUUGCUAGAUCAUUCUUUCAGUAAUCUAAGGAAGACUAUAGAAAAAUCAGAUUGGCCAUGGGUAUUCUGCGCUCGAACUAUAACUGAUAUACAUAUCCCUGCCGCAGUUCUACAAGAUCUUUUCUUCGAUAAGGAUAGGCCUCAGUACUUGAAGUAUGGUGCGAUUGGUGCCUUUGUCCUUGGAAAUAAACUCACUACUGCUUUUGAUUACGACGGUAGACGAUUUGAUCAAAAUGGAAACCUUAGGGAUUGGUGGACACCAGAAACGAAAAAGAAAUUUCUUCAGAAAGCUGCUUGCAUCACUCAGCAGUACAAAAAAUAUAAAGUAAAAGACGACAGCAUCAAAUACACAAGGAAAAUGGCUGUAAAACCCGUGUAUAGUACAACGGACUUAAUUUUGGCAAUACGGUUUUAG